Patiria miniata (bat star) is the source of this 1153-nucleotide messenger RNA. RefSeq lists its product as uncharacterized. Lineage: Eukaryota; Metazoa; Echinodermata; Asteroidea; Valvatida; Asterinidae. Bases 386 to 1099 code for a protein of 237 amino acids. The record is from RefSeq and is a predicted model, not a curated record. The transcript has 3 exons.
UGGCUGCCAUGGACAUGCCGUCUGUGCGGCAGCAAUGUGAUUUUAGUAAUUUUGAGUAUUGCAAAGCCAUCGAAUGUGGUGUAAAUCCCUCUUAUCCGCGCGAACUAAAUACAGUGCAACUUAAUCGAUGCACAAAAAACAUACGGAGCCAUUUGCAGAAGUGGAAAGUCGCUGCAUAUGAUGUGAAUGUCGAGUGGAAAGUGAUCCUGCGAUGUGGUUUGUUCGACGUCGAUGCAUAUACCGAUAAGACAAUGUGUCAUGCGCAUUGGCCUAGAUACAAGUUAGGGUUGAGUUGGACAUCAUCAAGGAAAUGUUGUCAUCCACUCCAUAAAGGGAAAGGCAAACCAUUCCGUGGUGAAUAAAGCAACUAGCCGUGAGAUCAUAGAUGUUUGAUCGAUGGGGUACCCUGAUCACUGUUGGAACAGGUAUCUGUAGAGGUGGUCUAUCUAAGCACAAACAAGCAGUUACGCACCAGACAGCGGAACAAUUACCACCUAGCGAUGUGCUCACUAAGGAACAAGAAGGGCAGCAGUGUACAAUCAGAGAUUUCACAUCGCCGGCUGGUGUACCAUCUCUCCAACCCACCGACACAGAGUGCACUUCAGUUCAUGAGCAUUCACCUGAGUCCACAUCAACUGAUGGAGAUAUUACACAGGAUGUAGGUGCACUUGACUCUUCUUGGGAUCCAACCCCCCGACCAAAGAAUGUGGAGCUGCAAUCCCUGAACACUUUCCUUACUCAGGGUGGAAUGUCUGCUGUUGAUGGGCAGCUUCGUCUGUCAUUAGAAGAAGCAUCUGAUAAGACCAUCCGUUAUUAUAGAAGGAAGGCAAAGGAAGCCUUUGGUUUAGUUCUUCAUUGUUUAGCACCAGGUCAAGAAGAUGGGCUCAUAAAGAUUACCAUCGGUGAAACAACUGCUGAAUCAUCACAAAGUGGUCAAGAUUUUGAUAGUAGUACCCGUUUUCAUUUUUUUUAUUGCAUCCUUUUUUACCAACAUUUUUGCAUUAGUGGUUCCAUGUUCUCUUCCUUUACGUAUUUUGUGUUUAAACAAAAGGUUAUCAUGGUUUGUUAUUGGAAGACAGUGACUGUUCUUGUUUUUUAAUGUUAAUUUAAGAAGGAAAACGAUUUUCUUGAUUUAUAUUCAAAUUUUGUUUCG